Molecule: messenger RNA, 3605 nt
Organism: Choloepus didactylus (southern two-toed sloth)
Lineage: Eukaryota; Metazoa; Chordata; Mammalia; Pilosa; Megalonychidae
Gene: ATL2
Product: atlastin GTPase 2
Exons: 13
Coding region: 13-1764 (583 amino acids)
Biological process (GO): protein homooligomerization; endoplasmic reticulum organization
Molecular function (GO): GTPase activity; GTP binding
Source: RefSeq, a predicted model, not a curated record
AAUCGGUACAAGAUGGCGGAGGGGGACGAGGCAGCGCGGAGGCAGGAGCUGCAGCCAGGGCUGCGGCGCCGUCGGCGGACCAGCGACCCAAGCACCCGGGUUAACCACGUCUCGUCCACGACCUCCUUAGGUGAGAAUUAUGAAGAUGAUGAGCUAGUAAACUCUAAUGAGGUUAUGAAGAAACCAUGUCCAGUACAGAUUGUUCUUGCUCAUGAAGAUGACCAUAACUUUGAGCUUGAUGAAGAAGCUUUGGAGCAGAUAUUACUACAGGAGCACAUACGAGAUCUUAAUAUAGUAGUGGUAUCCGUGGCAGGAGCUUUUCGUAAAGGGAAAUCAUUUCUACUGGACUUCAUGCUUAGAUAUAUGUAUAACAAGGAUUCCCAGAGUUGGAUUGGUGGAAACAAUGAACCAUUGACUGGCUUUACAUGGCGAGGUGGUUGCGAGAGAGAAACAACUGGCAUACAAGUUUGGAGUGAAGUUUUUGUAAUUGACAGACCUAACGGAACAAAAGUGGCUGUGCUGCUAAUGGAUACCCAGGGUGCCUUUGAUAGCCAGUCAACUAUCAAAGACUGUGCAACUGUGUUUGCUCUGAGCACUAUGACCAGCUCUGUCCAGGUAUAUAAUUUGUCUCAGAAUAUUCAAGAAGAUGAUCUUCAACACUUGCAAUUAUUUACAGAGUAUGGCAGGCUUGCAAUGGAAGAGAUCUACCAGAAACCGUUUCAGACAUUAAUGUUUUUGAUUCGAGAUUGGAGUUAUCCUUAUGAACAUUCAUAUGGUUUGGAAGGUGGAAAACAAUUCCUUGAAAAGAGAUUGCAGGUGAAACAAAAUCAACAUGAAGAGCUACAGAAUGUAAGGAAGCACAUUCACAAUUGUUUCUCAAAUCUUGGUUGCUUCCUUUUGCCACAUCCUGGUCUUAAAGUUGCAACUAAUCCUAGUUUUGAUGGGAGAUUGAAAGAUAUUGAUGAAGACUUUAAACGAGAGCUUCGAAAUCUGGUUCCAUUGCUGCUUGCCCCUGAAAAUUUGGUAGAAAAAGAAAUAAGUGGCUCUAAAGUUACUUGUAGAGAUCUUGUAGAAUACUUUAAGGCUUACAUUAAAAUUUAUCAAGGAGAGGAACUUCCACAUCCAAAGUCCAUGCUUCAGGCAACAGCUGAAGCUAAUAAUCUUGCUGCAGUUGCAGGAGCAAGAGAUACCUAUUGCAAAAGUAUGGAACAGGUAUGUGGUGGGGACAAGCCUUACAUUGCACCUUCGGAUCUGGAGCGAAAACACCUGGAUCUCAAGGAAGUGGCGAUUAAACAGUUUCGUUCUGUAAAAAAAAUGGGUGGAGAUGAGUUCUGCCGUCGUUAUCAGGACCAGCUUGAGGCUGAAAUUGAAGAAACCUAUGCAAAUUUUAUAAAGCACAAUGAUGGCAAAAAUAUCUUCUAUGCUGCUCGUACUCCUGCCACACUGUUUGCAGUCAUGUUUGCUAUGUAUAUAAUCUCAGGACUGACUGGCUUCAUUGGGCUAAACUCUAUAGCCGUACUGUGUAACCUUGUCAUGGGGUUAGCACUGACAUCUCUUUGUACUUGGGCAUAUGUUAAAUACUCUGGGGAAUUCAGAGAAAUUGGAACAAUGAUUGAUCAGAUUGCUGAAACACUGUGGGAACAGGUAUUGAAGCCCCUGGGUGAUAAUUUGAUGGAGGAAAACAUAAGGCAGUCUGUAACAAACUCUAUCAAAGCAGGCCUGACUGACCAGGUGUCUCAUCAUGCCAGAUUAAAGACAGACUGACAGUUCAUCUCCUCCUGGACUCCACUCUCCCUUUUUUUCAUGCUUGCUGUACAAAUGAGAACUCAAAUAAAAAUAAACCAAAGUUUACAAUCAACUGUAGAAGUAGUUUAGUAUAACUGGCUUCACAGAUGGCUGCCACAGAGUGUGAAAAUUGUUUGUUGGUUUUAAGCAUUCUUUUCAUUGGCUCCUAAGCUGUGGAGAUUGGCUGAGGAGCAUUAUUAGUUUAUCAUGCACAUUUGUGCCAUGUUUAAUUCUUUUUUUCUUCUUUUUACUUAAUCUAAUGUUAGUGAAAUUUGUCCUAUGUAAAAGGAUAUUCCAGGGAAAUAUUUUAAGAAAUCUAUUUAGAGUUUCUAAGAGUGUCCCACUGAAAUUUUAAUUUUUAGAGAAGUUAUGAAUCACUGUACCAAGAAUCAGAUUGGAAUGACAAUGAAGCCUUUAUUGAGCCACUACAUUAAAAGUAUAUAUUGCUUUAUUGCCUUCAAUAUCAGUAUUACAUAAAUGCAUGUAUCAGAAACUUCACAGAAAUUACAUGACAACUAAGAAAGUGAUUCUGGGGUGUACAUUUGUCUUGCCUUUUAAAAUUUAUAAACCUGCCCUAAAAAGAGAUGCAUAUCUGGGAAACUGAACUGUCUUUUUUUGCAGUUUAGCCUUCAUGUACAUAAAAUAUGCCAUUAAUUUUAUUGGGGGAUGAAUUCCAUCCUAACAAUGUUGCCUACAGCUAUGAGUUACGAGUGUCUGUACAGUGUGUAGCUUUUAUUUUCUAAAAUCACAGAUAGGGCAUGUAUAUGAAUUAUAAAUAUAUAAAUACGAUUUUGUAUGAAAAGUUUUGUAGUUUAUGGCAAAAUCUGGUUCAGUGGUAGGCUAAUAAGUACAGUCCCUGUGAAGGAAUGUUUGUGGCUCAUGUCAGUGUGUGAAUGCAUAGACAAUUUGAAGUUUUUGAUAAAUUUGUGAUAUUUAUCUUCCUUGAGCACUGCAGUCUCACCCACCCCCUCCCUCACUCCCCAUCCCUCUGCCAAGGGAGUUCAUUGGGAAUGUUUGUUGUGAAACUUUGUCCUCUGUUGCAUUUUAAAGUUAUUUCCUGUAAUUUAUUUUCAGUACAUAAUUAAAAUUUGUUGUAUAUAUAAAGUGAAACUUGUGAUUCUUUUUUAAGGAUUCUUCAAGUGUGUAUUCUACUACAUAAACCAUAUUUGUUUACACUGAAAAGAGCAUGAGCAGGAAAACACCCAAGUGAGAGCUCUAAGGUACUGUGCCUCAAAGCUAAGCUUGUGAAAAGAUAUUUUUCUGUGUCUGUCUUUGUUAGGAAAAACUUGUGAAUAGCCUAGGUGUAUCUGGGGAUUUGUUAAUUUCGUUUCUCUCUCUCUCUCUCAAUUCGGUAUAGUAAGGCUAACAUUUUUGCAGUAUUUUUGUAGCUUUCUUUAUGAACAUCCAGUUUGGUUUUUAAGUGAAGAAACUUCAGAUGUUGAGUUGCAUGCAUGAAAGCUCUAAAUUUACUUUGGUUGAUAGCUCUUUUUCCCUUCUUCAAAUCCUGUUUUUAUAUGGAUUGUAUUGUUUCAUCUGUAUUAAAUUGCUACCAAACUCAUCUGUUUUUAAACAUAAAGAAUCCACCUGAAAAUUGUCUCUUUUUAUUUUUCCUGCCACCUUGUUUUAUGAAUGUUAUGGACUGUUUAUGAAUGAAAAAAUAAAAAGUUUAAGUAUAAUAGUACUUUUGAAAUUAAAGCUUAUAUAGCUUAACUUAAAGAAAAAAAAAAAAAGUUGUAAAAUCUAGAACAUUGGAUUUCUUAGUAUUUCUUGUUGGAGUGUUUUCCCCAAAGAAGAUAAUAAUUCUCUAAAGGAUGCCAGGA